UCCACACCAUCUGGCUGCAGCUGUCCUCCUCAACCAGUAGCUGCAUUCAUGCACUGCACGCAUGCAUGCCGUCUCCAAAGCUCCAAGCUCGAUCGUUAAUGGCCAAGCAAGUAGAGGUACCGUAGCACUUGCUGCCAAAUGCUUCUGCGGGAGAGUCUCGUGCGUCCGGCCACAUAAAGGUUUCCUUCCCCUAGCUACUCCUUCACCACCACUACAUCUUCGGAUCCCUUCAGCAGGUGCUCCGCCACCAGAUCCACUCCAGCACUUCCUCAACAAUGGCAGCUGCCGCUCUCAGAGCACGGCUAAACACCCUCGUCACAUCCAUGUUCGCCACGGGCAUGCUGGACGAGAAUUUCCACCAACUGCAGUCCAUGGAGGAGGAUGGCAAGGCAGACCGGGGCUACGUCGCCGACAUGAUCAACCUCUUCAUCAAGGACACCAAGAGGAUCCUCAACGACAUCGCCGGCCUGCUGAGCCAACCCGUGGUGGACUAUGACAUGGUGGACGUCCUCGUGCGUCAGCUCAAGGGGUCCAGCUACAGUGUUGGUGCUAAGAAAGUGAACCUAUCCGGCAUGCAAUUCCGUCGGUUCAAUGAGCCAAGAAGCAAAGAAAGGUGCCUCAUGGCGUUGGCUCUUGCUUGGAGUGAGUUCUGUGAGGUGCGAAGCAAGUUCGAGGCUAUGAUGCAGCUGGAGGAGCAGAUUGCAACCUACGGUCCUAAGUAGUAGCUAUGGAAGGAAAAAGAGCAUAGCUACAAGUGAUCCCUCCCAUGAUGGGGUGUAUGUUUCUCUCCAAUGUAGACAAUGUUCAAUAGGUGUCUGGCUUUGGAGGGCGAUUAUGAAACAACGCGCGUAGGAACACCAUUCUCGCAAGUCUUCAAACAAAACAUGUUGUCAUGUGUCAAUGUCUCUAUCAACUCUAUACCAGCCGGGUUGUGUCCGUUGGGCUGCCGCUCCAUACAAUAUUUAAACUCUCUACCUGGUUGGGCUUUUACUAGUGAAUUGGUUUUGUUAUAUGUUGUAGGCUCGCCCGUCUCUUUACCGUCUUUUUGAAUAGCGACGUCUCUCCUUGAAAAGGGGAAAGGUUUGUUGGGUAUCAAAAACUACACUAAAGUGAGUGCAUGGCUUGAUCUUUAAAUUA
This is a messenger RNA of Triticum dicoccoides, 1137 nucleotides long. RefSeq names its product histidine-containing phosphotransfer protein 2-like. Lineage: Eukaryota; Viridiplantae; Streptophyta; Magnoliopsida; Poales; Poaceae. Bases 276 to 722 code for a protein of 148 amino acids. Gene Ontology annotation, molecular function: protein histidine kinase binding; histidine phosphotransfer kinase activity. Gene Ontology annotation, biological process: cytokinin-activated signaling pathway; phosphorelay signal transduction system; phosphorylation. The transcript is spliced from 6 exons. Gene Ontology annotation, cellular component: cytoplasm; nucleus. The record is from RefSeq and is a predicted model, not a curated record.